Didymodactylos carnosus is the source of this 2133-nucleotide messenger RNA. The record is from the annotation of a GenBank genome assembly. Lineage: Eukaryota; Metazoa; Rotifera; Eurotatoria; Philodinida; Philodinidae.
AUGAAUUCUGUUAACAUCUUACUGAUAUUAUAUUUUACGUUUGUUGUUGUCAAGGGUCAAGAUGAGUGGAACGGUGAUCCAUCAAUUUGUACACCCGAUUCAAAUCCAAGUCAAAUACCAGCUGGCGUUAUAUAUCCAACAUUUCCAAAAAAAGCUGAAUUUGCUAUUGAACUUGUUACAAAAGCCCACAUUGACGCUCCUAAUUUAGAUACAAUUCAACACAUGAUGUUGGAAUAUUUUUACGAUUAUGACGCAAAUACACAUGUAAUGAUUAAAAACUCAAAUAAUAUAAUUGAUGUAGAAUUCUAUUAUUACAAUAUUCUUAAAAAAUCAUCUUACUACGCUCGUCAAUGGUGUAAUGUAACCAAUAUUGAAAUGUAUCGUCUAACAGACGGUACAUCAGCGAUUAAUAUUGAUGGUAAACCACAUAUUAGGCCGUUAGAACAAUUUUUAUUGUUCAGUAAUAAUAAUCCGACAGAAGUUACUAUUCAUCCAAAAUAUAUUGGUGAAGACACUAUUCGUGGAAUCCGCGUAGACAAAUGGGAAACCUGUAUUGUGGACAAAUCGACAUAUCGAACAGCUAAACGUGAAUGGGCCUUUGCUAAGCCAAAUUAUCCUAUGCCAGCUGGAACUGUAACCACAUCGAUUCCUGUUCAAGCUAUUAUCACUGCAUCGAUAAUGACAAAUACUACAACGCAUGUACGAGAAGUUGAGGAAAUAAUCAAUGUUCUUUCGUACAAACCGGGUAUUAUUCAACGUGUUGACGCUUUUUCACCGCCACCCGGUGUAUUUUGUGCUAGACUUGGUGAAGAUAAUUUAUUCUCUCUAGAAGAUCAAGGUAUUGUAUGGCCAGAACAAUUUAGUGUAAGAAUUGAUGUCACAACGUCAAAACAAGUACAAUGGCAAACAUUUCACCUACGUAUUGAACGAAAUCGUGAUGGAGGAAAAAUGAUACGUUAUGAUUAUAAACCAUUGGGUGAUGAUUUUGAAUCAAUCAUAUUGGAUUAUUCUAAGAACAUGAAAUAUGUUAUUGAUCGUCAAUUAGGUUCGUGUAAAAUUGAAAAGGACAUUGAUUUUAAAGCAUUAGACAUCGUUACAAAUCCAAUUGAAUUUUUUAUUAAAUAUGAACAUUUGUUAAUGGAGAAUCAACCAACAAAGAAAGUGUAUCAAUUCAAUGGUUUACGUCCAUGUCGUGGUUCACAAAUUGAAUGUGUCAUUGUGACAACAUCACUCGAUAAUUUUCCGGAAAUACCCGCUACUGAGGAGACAUGGGAUGCAAUGAAUGUUGAGUGGGCAUGGUCACAGCGAAAUCACAGUGCAUCAAUAAAUUGUCCAAAUCCACCAUGUUCAGAAACAUUGUUUGAUUAUCCGGUCCAUUUAUAUUUAAAAUUAUAUCGUCGAACACACAAUGAAGGAUUAGGAUUUGAAACGGAAGACGUUCUAUAUGAUUUUUAUGAAUUAAAUGACGAUAUUCAUCAAAAUGAAUUUGAUGUAUCAUUGUGUUAUCGUUCAAAUGAUUUAGAUUAUUUACGUUUAGCAUUUAAUUUGAAAAUGAAUUCAAAUGAAAAUUUUCAUUUGCAUCGACACGCAUUAAUACUCGGUUUACAUCGGGAGGCAGCAAGAGUCAUGAAUAUUCAACCAUUACGUAUAUCAAAUCUAGAAGUUGAUUAUGAUCAACAAGAUGAUACUGUAUAUGCUUUGUUUACACUAUUGGAUAAAACUCCUUUACUAAACAGUCCAGAGGAAUUAAAUGUUCAAGAAGCUCGUACAAAAUUAGAAACGGCUAUCAAUGCUAAUAACUUUACAUUUGACCUUUUUUUUCUAUUUACUGAUACCAAUAAGAUAACAGUAAAAGCAGUACCAAAUUCUAUGGCUGAUUCAAAACAAUACAUAUCGUUACAUUCAAGACUAAAUCGAAAGAAAACCGUUAAAUAUACAAAAGGAUCACAAACUGGAGCUGUUAUUGGCGGUAUUCUUGUUGGUUUGAUAGUGGGCAUUAUAUUAAUAGUUGCCAUCAAAUAUGUGAGAAAAGACCCAUUACCAUCAUCUGAACAAUUAAAAGGAACAUUUUUCACAUCACCAUUUCAUUCUCGUAAAAAUCAAGCAAAUACACAAUCUGAAUCAAAUACUUGA